Molecule: messenger RNA, 1481 nt
Organism: Alternaria rosae
Lineage: Eukaryota; Fungi; Ascomycota; Dothideomycetes; Pleosporales; Pleosporaceae
Product: oryzin precursor
Exons: 6
Coding region: 64-1155 (363 amino acids)
Biological process (GO): proteolysis
Molecular function (GO): serine-type endopeptidase activity
Source: RefSeq, a predicted model, not a curated record
AGUUGCUGCCCGUUGACCAGGGUCGACGGGUCAGAUGCCAUCGCUGGGAAAUGGAUUGUCAAGAUGAAGGGCGACGUAGCAACGCAAGCUCACGAUGACCUGAUGGCUUCCAUGUCAACAACACCCGACCACAGAUACGUAAUGCCUGGAUUCCGAGGGUUUGCUGGCAUUAUCUCCGAGGAAGAACUUGUUCGACUCCAGGCUUCUGAGCAUGUUGAGUACAUCGAACAGAAUGUUAUGGUCCACAGCAACGACAUCGUGCAACAGUCGAACGCUACAUGGGGAUUAGCUCGUAUAUCUCAUGCUGAGCCAUAUCAAACGAAUUACCUUUUCGAUUCCAGCGCCGGGGAAGGUACAUGCGCAUACGUUAUUGACACAGGCAUCGAGAUCGAACAUCCAGAAUUCGGAGGGCGUGCUUUCUUCUUAGCUGACUUCAGUGGUGAGGACACCAUGAUCGACGGUAUGGGCCACGGAACUCAUGUGGCUGGUACAAUCGGUUCGAUGACUUGGGGCGUGGCGAAGAAGACAACGCUGCUCGCUGUCCGCGUACUGGACUCGUUCGGUUCUGGUACGACCGAUGGCGUAAUUGCAGGUAUGGAGUAUGUUGUUACCGAGGCAGCAAGAAGCAGGGAGGCCGGAGAAUGUCCCAACGGUUUUGUGGCCAAUAUGAGUCUUGGAGGGCGUAAGACGCAGGCCAUUAAUGAUGCUGCCGCUGCCAUCGUCGCAGCGGGAAUCUUCCUUGGUGUCGCGGCAGGUAAUGAGGGAAGGCCCGCUGAUUUGUCGUCUCCAGCAUCUGAACCUAGUGUCUGCACCGUGGGUGCUACGGCAAUCAACGAUACGCUCAUCGAAUGGUCCAAUUAUGGCCCUAUAGUCGACAUUCUGGCACCCGGCGUUGAUAUCACCAGCACAUACCUCGGCGGAACUAUCGAGACGCAUUCUGGAACUAGCAUGGCAACCCCGCAUAUCGUUGGCUUAGCCGCGUACUUCAUGGGUCAAGGAUGGCCAGUGGAGGGUUUAUGCGAAAGCAUGGCUGGCGUCGCGACAAAGGGCGCGAUAGAUGAGAGUACCCUCCAUGAUAACACACCGAAUUUUCUAGCUUUCAAUAUGGCGGAGGCAUCCGAUCAGUACGGCAAACGUACCGUGCGGGUCGCGUAGAAUCGUCAAAGUUCAUCAUCAGCUGGAAACGUCUGGCAUGUGGAUUCGGUACUAUAGUUUUGACGAAGGGGAGACCCUGGGAAGCAAUAUCGAAAAGUUGUUAAGAUUGACCCUGUCCCUUAGCGCAUGCUCAUAGAUCGUGCGGAUCGAGCCGUGCGCAACAGCACCGGUCAUUGAGACGGGAAGAUGCAUGAAACUCACCUGCCGUGCCGUCUCACGUCAAGUAUGUCAGCCUCAUCGGUGGUCAGAUCCCACCUAUGGCGAUCCAGACUCGCCAGUGAAUGCCUCCGAUCUCAAUGGCUGUCGCGACUGAUGCGCGAUGCAUG